UGGCACCGGGUUCGAUGAUUAGGACCUUGGAGUAACCCGCGUGUCCAUAGAUUUGUUAGUCGUAUUUGACGUUUAAGACUUAAUUAGUCAUCUCUUUGUAUCCAGAAUUUUACCUCAGGACAGCGGGCGUGCAGGGGGCCGCCCGCGCCGGGACGUGCUGAGCGGCUCGGCUGAGCAGCGCUCUUGAUUGGCCCGCUCCGGCGCCCAUGGGGCGCACGCCAGGCGACAUGAGCGCCCCUACCGGCGUGGCGGACAAGCUGUGGUUCAAGUACAUGCUGUCGUGCGGCGCUGCGACCUGCGCCGAGCUAGUUACGUAUCCCUUGGAUCUAACCAAGACACGUCUUCAAAUCCAGGGCGAGGCUGCAGAAAAGAAGCCGGCGCCGUCCGGCCGACCGCCGCUAUACCGGGGCUUCCUCCGCACGGCCGGCGGCGUCGUGCGCGAGGAGGGCGUACUGAGGCUGUGGCAGGGCGUCACGCCCGCCAUCUACCGGCACCUCAUCUACAGCGGCGUGAGGAUGAACGGCUACGAGUGGCUACGUGACCGUGUCAGCCGGCCCGGCCAGCCGCUGCCCGUCUGGCAGGCGGCGCUGGCCGGACUCGCCGCCGGCGGACUGGGCCAGCUGCUCGCCUCGCCCGCCGACCUGGUCAAGGUGCAGAUGCAGACGGAGGGCCGCCGACGACUGCUCGGUCUCCAGCCCCGGGUGAAGAACGCGGCGCACGCCUUCCGCCAGAUUGUGCGCCGCGGCGGCGUGCGCGCCCUCUGGAAGGGCUGCGUGCCCAACGUGCAGCGCUCGGCGCUGGUGAACCUGGGCGACCUCACCACCUACGACUCGGUCAAGGCUCGCCUGGUGCGCGGCACGGCGCUGGGUGACGGCCCCGUCACGCACUUUCUGGCCAGCGUGGCCUCGGGCCUGGUGUCGGCCACCCUGGGCACGCCCGCCGAUGUGGUCAAGACGCGCGUCAUGAACCAGCCCACCGACAGCCGCGGCAGGGGCACGCUGUACCGCAACUCUGUCGACUGUUUCGUGCGGCUGGUGCGGGAGGAGGGCCUGCUGGCCAUGUACAAGGGCUUCGUACCCUGCUGGAUGCGCAUGGCGCCGUGGAGUCUCACCUUCUGGUUCACGUACGAGAACCUGCGCCGCGUGUGCGGCACGGGCACGUUCUAGCGGCGGCCAACGCGCGAGGCGCCCAGAUGGUCCCGUAACGCGUACACGCAGCUGUUGAGUCUUUUCAGCAUAAAUGCACGUGCGUUGCUCAUACAGUAUACGUCGCCACAUUAGUGCAGGUGCAGUGAUGUGGAGGCGCCAGCGGUGCAGUGAUGUGGAAGCGCCAGCGAUGCAGUGAUGUGGAAGCGCCAGUGGUGCAGUGAUGUGGAAGCGUCAGCGAUGCGGUAACCGGAGUGGUGCCGGGUGUCCUGGCACCGUAUGUGGCGCCAAGCGGUGUGGAAGCACUGGUGAUCAGUUGGGAUACACGAGGCGCGCAGGAGCCAGAGCAGACGCGCUGGCGUUGGGACGAGCACUACACUGGAGAGCACUGUGCACUGUCUUUUCUCAGGGCAGACUGAACCAAGUGCCAUGCUACAUCAAGACGUUUGUGCAAUGCAUAGACACCCACCGUGCCGUAACAAUGCAACUACAAACUACACCCCUGCAGUCGCUCCUCCUCAGGCGUAACAGAGGCAUCAUUUUAGGGGCGCUAUUGCGUUCUUGGCUCGGGGACCAGCGCAGUUCAAACGCGAUGGUGAUGUCCGUCCUCCGCGCCGGGCGCGCUCGCGCCAACACGGGCUCGGCAGGAGGCGUGACGAGGAAGAGCCGCCGGCGCCACGCCUUGGUCGCGCAGCCAGCAGGGGUCUGUGGCGACUCCGGGGGCUCGCGGGGCCCGACGUGCCUCGCGGCUGGCGGACUCGGUCCUGGUCGCGCGGGUUGUUGCUUGGGUCGCGGGUGGCAUGGGCCCGUCGCGCCCAGCAGUUUAUGCCGAGCAGUGGCGCGUCGUCGUUUGCUCUGUUGUCGGUCGGGUUCUCGAGGCGGUGGGUAGAUAAUGCGAUGUGGUAGGUGUGGCUGGACCACUUGGUCGACUUGGCAAAUGUACUACAAUGUAGUAGAAUGGGUAGUAGAAUUGGUAGCCAAUUGGGCUGCGCUCGUUCAGGUGUUAUCUGCCUCAGUGCCAUGUCUCGUCGGGCUCCGCCAGUG
Molecule: messenger RNA, 2189 nt
Organism: Pollicipes pollicipes
Lineage: Eukaryota; Metazoa; Arthropoda; Thecostraca; Pollicipedomorpha; Pollicipedidae
Product: mitochondrial uncoupling protein 4
Exons: 9
Coding region: 207-1166 (319 amino acids)
Biological process (GO): transmembrane transport
Source: RefSeq, a predicted model, not a curated record